UUUGUUUUCCUUGGUAUACCAUAUGCUGAAGCGCCAGUAAAGGAAAUGCGAUAUCGAGCUCCUGCUCCAAGAACCAAAUGGGAUGGUAUAUUAGAUGUUUCAUGUAUAUUUAAUGCAUCUGAUGCAAAUCGUUUAUAUGGAAUCAACAUCAUGAGUGAGGAUUGCCUCCAUCUUAACGUAUUUUCGGUAAAAAGUUGCACGAUGACAUCUAUGUGCCCCGUAAUGGUUGGUAUUUUAAAUGUUAUGCCGCAGUCUUUGAAUGCAUCAAAUAAUAAUUAUUAUCUUAUAGACCAAAUUGAGGCACUUAAAUGGGUAAAACGUGAAAUCAACCGUUUUGGUGGCGAUCCGAAACGUAUAACACUCGUUGGUAUUGGUGCAGGUGCAAUCAACGUCGAUCAAUUGGCGCUUUCACCACUAACGAACGGACUAUUCCAGCAAAUUGCGUUGUUAGGCGGUUCUGCAGCAAUGAUACCUUACAUAGAUGACUGUCAGUUAUAG
Molecule: messenger RNA, 498 nt
Organism: Dracunculus medinensis (Guinea worm)
Lineage: Eukaryota; Metazoa; Nematoda; Chromadorea; Rhabditida; Dracunculidae
Source: the annotation of a GenBank genome assembly